Messenger RNA from Colletotrichum acutatum, 1032 nucleotides. RefSeq lists its product as uncharacterized. The record is from RefSeq and is a predicted model, not a curated record. The transcript has 4 exons. Bases 1 to 1032 code for a protein of 343 amino acids. NCBI's taxonomy places the organism in Eukaryota, Fungi, Ascomycota, Sordariomycetes, Glomerellales, Glomerellaceae.
AUGGGAAAGCUCCCAACCGAAGAAGACAUCGCCUGGAUGAUGGCGCAUAUUAACGACUCGACAGUUCCCGACAUCAUUGUUUGCUGCGUGAUCUGCAGUAUCGCUUCAGUCAUCAUCCUGGCCCUUCGCAUCUGGGCGAGAUUCCAAGCCGGACUCAAACCCAUAUUCAGUGACUGGUUGGUCGUUGGUUCGGUGCUCAAUAUUUGCAAUCCGAUUCUAUACGGCGUUUCCAGCGUCCUUGUCAAAUGGAGCAUCCUCGCAUUAUACCUUGCAAUCUUUCCCCAAAGAAAGUUCCACUACUGGGUUCAUUUCGUGAGCACCGUCAACUUGCUAAAUGGACUCGCCAUAAUUCUCGUCAGCUGCCUGCAAUGCCGUCCUCUAGAGGCCUUAUGGAAUACAUCAGUGGUGGGCACUUGCAUCAACUUCAGUUAUUUCAGCAUCUUUAAUAGCGUCUUCAACUUUUUAUUGGACGUGGUCAUCCUUCUGACCCCCCUACCGCUCGUCAAACAACUCAACUCGUCGACACGAAAGAAGAUCUUGCUAUCAAUCAACUUUGCGUUAGGAGGAAGUGCUUGCAUCAUCGCAGCUAUCCGCGUUCCUUACGCAAGACGAGUGGGAGGCACGGUGAACCCAAGCUGGGACAUGAUACCGGGAGGACUACUCUGCGUUGUCGAGGUUGCCGUUGCCCUCUUGACAGCCUCCCUACCUAUAUACCGCCCACUAUUGAGGUUCCUGGGCGUCAGAAUUACAUCGGAUUCCGCAUCCAACUACAAACGAGGUAAUUUACGCAGCUCGAGUAACUUCUUGGGCAGCCAAGUGAGCACCCACAUCACAAGCGGUAGAGACAUGUCGUCUCAGCAAGCAGGUAUCAGUAUCACAGACGAUAUAACGUUGACGACACAUACAUAUGUGGGAGGAGAGUGGGUGCGUGUGGCAGACGAAGAUGACGAUGCUGCUGGUUUGGUUGUGCCAGAUGAAUCAGCGCCGUACGCACGAACCGUCAGCAGCACAAUGAGUGAUAAGUUUUAUUAA